This is a messenger RNA of Radiomyces spectabilis, 819 nucleotides long. RefSeq lists its product as uncharacterized. The transcript is spliced from 3 exons. Lineage: Eukaryota; Fungi; Mucoromycota; Mucoromycetes; Mucorales; Radiomycetaceae. Bases 73 to 396 code for a protein of 107 amino acids. Gene Ontology annotation, biological process: mitochondrial respiratory chain complex I assembly. The record is from RefSeq and is a predicted model, not a curated record.
UGAGAAGUAAAAACAAAAAAUAAUAAGCCAACCAACCUUUUUCCUGACUUCUUUUUCGACCCACUUCACAGAAUGGCUUCCGGUUACGGUUUGGAUGGCGGUCGCGGACGCUGUUUUCACUUUUGGCAAGAAUUCAACAAGUGCUACGCCAGCGCUGAUUUCCCUCAACAAUGUAUUUCCCAGCGCGAUGACUAUCUCGAAUGUCUUCACCAUACCAAAGAGUUUGCUCGGAUAACGCGUAUCAAAACCGAAGAAUUGAAGCAGGCUGAAAAGCGAAAGCAGGAAGAGGCUAAAGCGAAGCAAGCCGCACAAAACGCGGCCGAAUCCAACUUGCCACGAAUGAACAUCAUUGACGAUAAACAAUCAGCACCCGCCGCUGCUAAUUCAGAGGCAUAAGAAACAUUUUUUUUGAAUCAAUUGAUGACCCACUCUCCCUUAGCAAAAAUAAAAAAGUAAAAAAUUUCCAUAGAAGAACCGAUCAAAACAGGCAACUAGUGAAAAUUCCCAAAAUUGGGAUUGCAAACAAAAGCGUUGCGAUGAUUGUUCGAUGGCAACGGGGGAGGACGGUGUCUGUCGGAUGAUAUUGGAUGAGAUUCGAACUUUUGUGCGGGGGUUAUUGUGAAUAACCGGAUAACGAGCAAUGACACAUGACGGCUGUUCAUUUUCCCCCACUCACCGCUUCGCAGGUGACGUUAUGCGCAACCAAUCGAAAGCCAAGCUUUGCCUUAUUGGUGAAAUCUCUUGUCCAGGCUUGGGGCUACUGAAAAAAAAAAAGUUUUAAGGCCAUAGCUUUUUUUUAUUAUUAUUUAAUCCCAUCAA